This is a messenger RNA of Humulus lupulus (European hop), 1173 nucleotides long. Its product is annotated as reticulon-like protein B5. The record is from RefSeq and is a predicted model, not a curated record. The coding region runs from base 122 to 868 and encodes 248 amino acids. The transcript has 5 exons. NCBI's taxonomy places the organism in Eukaryota, Viridiplantae, Streptophyta, Magnoliopsida, Rosales, Cannabaceae.
UUCAUGCUUUAAACCCCCAUUUUCUCAUGCUCUCGUACUGAGACUCUUCCUCACUCCCACCCCCCUCUCUCUCUCUCUCCCUCUGAAUAGUUCUCCAUUGUCUUUUUUUGGUGGGAGAUCCAUGGCGGAGCACGAGCCCGACUCCCUCAUUGAGAAGAUCACCGAUAAGAUCCACGGACAUCAUUCGUCGUCAUCUUCGGACUCCGAUGAUGACAAGCCAUCCAAAGUUGAAGCCGUUCAAGCUAAGAUCUUCAGGCUCUUCGGUAGAGAGAAACCCGUCCACAAGGUCUUCGGUGGUGGAAAACCUGCUGAUGUUUUCCUAUGGAGGAACAAGAAGUUGUCUGCAGGUGUCCUUGGUGGUGCCACCGCAUUGUGGGUCCUCUUCGAGGUUCUUGAAUAUCAUUUAAUAACUUUGGUUUGCCAUAUAUUGAUACUUUCUGUGGCUCUUCUUUUCCUGUGGUCCAAUGCCUCUACCUUCAUCAACAAGUCUUCACCACAAAUCCCAGAAGUUCAAAUUCCCGAGAAAUGUGUCCUAGAGGUUGCUUCUGGGCUGAGAGCUGAGAUAAAUUAUGCAUUGUCUAUCUUGAGGGAUAUUGCAUCAGGGAAAGACUUCAAAAAGUUUCUUGGUGUUGUUGCCGGCAUGUGGGUUCUCUCAAUUGUUGGGACAUGGUGCAAUUUCAUGACUCUAUUCUACAUAUUAUUUGUCUUGCUGCACACGGUGCCAGUGCUCUACGAGAAGUAUGAAGACCAUGUUGACUCAUUCGGUGAGAAGGCAAUAGCUGAGUUUAAGAAGCAAUAUGCAGUUUUUGACGCUAAGGUAUUGAGUAAAAUCCCAAAAGGUCCAUUGAAAGAAAAGAAGACUGAUUAGAAGCAUCAGAUGAGGUAGUAUUAACUAGGUUGAUGUUGUUGACAUUGGGUAACUAUGACCCAUCUGUUUCCCAUUAGGUUCCCCUGUUUCUGCUUUUUCUCUUCAUAAUUGUUUGGGUGCACACAGUUUAAUAUAAUAUGUAAUCCAUUAGUUAUUUACAAUUUAAAUUGGAACUUUUUUUCAUGCUUUAAAGAGCCUGCAAUAUGGAAGAGCGGGGAGGAAUUGUAGAAGUAGCAAUGUAGCAGCUUGUUUUCUCAUAUCAAGAAUUGAACUAUUCAAUGCAAACACAUUAUUUAUCGCCGUCA